Molecule: messenger RNA, 483 nt
Organism: Eremothecium sinecaudum
Lineage: Eukaryota; Fungi; Ascomycota; Saccharomycetes; Saccharomycetales; Saccharomycetaceae
Gene: VMA3
Product: H(+)-transporting V0 sector ATPase subunit c
Exons: 1
Coding region: 1-483 (160 amino acids)
Biological process (GO): proton transmembrane transport
Cellular component (GO): proton-transporting V-type ATPase, V0 domain
Molecular function (GO): proton-transporting ATPase activity, rotational mechanism
Source: RefSeq, a predicted model, not a curated record
AUGAGUGAACUCUGUCCUGUAUAUGCUCCAUUCUUUGGUGCAAUUGGUUGUGCUUCUGCCAUUAUUUUCACUUCUUUAGGUGCAGCUUAUGGUACCGCUAAAUCUGGUGUCGGUAUUUGCGCGACGUGUGUAUUGAGACCAGAUUUGCUAUUUAAAAAUAUUGUUCCUGUCAUUAUGGCUGGUAUCAUUGCAAUUUACGGGUUAGUCGUUUCCGUUUUAGUAUGUUAUUCGCUAACUCAAAGACAAGCAUUGUACACUGGGUUUGUUCAGUUGGGAGCCGGAUUGUCAGUUGGUUUAAGUGGAUUGGCUGCCGGUUUUGCCAUCGGAAUUGUUGGCGAUGCGGGUGUAAGGGGCACAGCCCAACAACCCAGGUUGUUUGUCGGUAUGAUUUUAAUUUUGAUUUUUGCAGAAGUUUUGGGUCUAUAUGGUCUAAUUGUUGCGUUGUUAUUAAACUCUAGAGCAACCCAAGAUGUAUCCUGUUAA